Molecule: messenger RNA, 1416 nt
Organism: Pestalotiopsis fici W106-1
Lineage: Eukaryota; Fungi; Ascomycota; Sordariomycetes; Amphisphaeriales; Sporocadaceae
Product: 2-methylcitrate synthase
Exons: 3
Coding region: 1-1416 (471 amino acids)
Biological process (GO): carbohydrate metabolic process; tricarboxylic acid cycle
Cellular component (GO): mitochondrial matrix
Molecular function (GO): 2-methylcitrate synthase activity
Source: RefSeq, a predicted model, not a curated record
AUGGCGACACAUUUGAGAGCGGCCGCAAGGACUGUCGGCGCCGUACGUCCCCGAGUCGCCCAGGUCGCCGCGAUUCCCGUCACGAGAUGCUACUCGUCAUCUUCCGAGCCCGAUUUGAAGGAGACCUUGAAGGAGGUCAUUCCGGCCAAGCGCGAGCUUCUCAAACAGGUCAAGGCCAUGGGAUCCAAGGUCAUUGGCGAGGUCAAGGUUGAAAAUGCGAUUGGUGGUAUGAGAGGUCUCAAGGCCAUGGUAUGGGAGGGUUCUGUCCUGGACGCAGACGAGGGUAUCCGGUUCCACGGCCGGACGAUAAAGGAGUGCCAAAAGGAACUCCCCAAAGGCAAGACGGGUACAGAAAUGUUGCCCGAAGCCAUGUUCUGGUUGCUACUCACUGGCAAAGUCCCUUCGGUCGGCCAAGUCAGGCAGUUCUCCAGGGAACUCGCCGAGCAAGCUUCGCUUCCCGAUUUCGUGAACAAGAUGUUGGACAAUUUCCCCAAGGACCUCCACCCCAUGACACAAUUCGCCAUUGCCGUCAGCGCCCUCAACUACACAUCCAAAUUUGCAAAGGCUUACGAGCGUGGUCUGAACAAGUCAGAAUACUGGGAGCCUACUUUUGAUGACUGCAUCAGUUUGCUUGCCAAGCUUCCCACGAUAGCGGCCAAGAUUUACCAAAACUCAUAUCGCAACGGCGGAGCGUUGCCUGCCGAUGUGGAUCUCGAGCAGGACUGGUCAUACAACUUUGCUGCCAUGCUGGGCAAGGGUGGCAAGGAGAAUGAAAACUUCCAAGACCUGCUCAGACUAUACUUGGCUCUUCAUGGAGACCACGAGGGUGGCAAUGUCUCGGCUCACACCACACAUCUUGUAGGAAGUGCCCUCAGUGACCCGUUCCUGAGUUAUAGCGCCGGCCUGCAAGGACUGGCAGGCCCCCUGCACGGCCUGGCCGCCCAAGAAGUUCUGCGAUGGAUUUUGCAGAUGAAGGAGGCCAUUCCGGACAGCUAUGGUGAGACUGAGGUUCAUGAUUACCUGUGGUCUACUCUCAACUCUGGUAGAGUUGUCCCAGGCUAUGGCCACGCUGUUCUUCGGAAGCCCGACCCCCGUUUUGAGGCUUUGAUGGAUUAUGCCGCAUCCCGCCCCGAGAUUGCACAAGAUCCAGUCUUCCAGCUCGUCAAGCUCAACAGCGAGGUCGCCCCAGAAGUGCUAAAGAAGCACGGAAAGACCAAGAACCCCUACCCGAAUGUUGACUCGAGCUCUGGCGUCUUGUUCCACCACUAUGGUUUCCACGAGACUCUGUAUUACACUGCAACCUUUGGCGUGAGCAGAGGUCUCGGUCCCUUGGCUCAGCUCAUCUGGGAUCGUGCUCUUGGCCUGCCCAUUGAACGCCCAAAGAGCAUCAACUUGGAAGGUCUCCUCAAGGCAUAA